Dracunculus medinensis (Guinea worm) is the source of this 978-nucleotide messenger RNA. NCBI's taxonomy places the organism in Eukaryota, Metazoa, Nematoda, Chromadorea, Rhabditida, Dracunculidae. The record is from the annotation of a GenBank genome assembly.
AUGAGAUUGCUAAGCUUUACUGUAAAACCAAUUGCUGAAGCUAAUCACAUAUUGCUACUUCACUCAGAUUCGGUUAAUUUUAUUGAACUUGCAGAAGGUAAGAAACAAAUAUUAUCGUCAAUAUCUAUGGAAGGUAUCGCUGAGUAUAUAAAAGAUAAAGCAAAAAAUAUAAUAGUUAUGUGUGGUGCUGGUAUAUCUACAUCAGCUGGUGUUCCUGACUUCAGAACCCCAGGUACUGGUUUAUACGACAAUUUGGCAGAAUAUAAUCUGCCCUAUCCGAUGGCUGUGUUUGAUCUUGAGUUUUUCAAGACGAAGCCCGAACCAUUCUUCUUACUGGCAAAAAAGUUAUUCACGAAGUCAUUGAAGCCUACAUAUUGUCACUAUUUCAUUCGUUUACUUCAUGAAAAAGGACUCCUUCUAAGACUCUUCACUCAAAAUAUCGAUUUAUUGGAAAAUGUUGCUGGAAUAAGUGCGGACAAAGUUGUUACAGCGCAUGGGUCACACUGUACGAGCACUUGCUUGAGCUGUGGUCAAAAAUAUGAUCUGAAAUGGAUUAGCGAUAAAAUUUAUGACGAAAAAUGUGUGGUCGCUUAUUGUGAUAAAUGUCAUGGCAUUGUUAAGCCUGAUAUUGAUUUUCCAAAGUGCGAUUUGUUAUUAAUAAUGGGUACAUCGCUAACUGUUCAUCCUUUCGCUAGUUUAGUGCAUGAAGUAGGUAAUGAUGUGCCGCGAUUACUAAUCAAUUUAACGGAAGCAGGAAAGCAAGAUGCAUCUUUAAAUAUGAUGUAUUCAUUUGGAUAUCGUCUUGCUUAUGGUGAAGAUGGAAAUUAUCGAGAUGUAUUUUGGAAGGGAACAUGCGAUGAUGGUGUAAAGCGUUUAGCUGAACUUUUAAACUGGAAAGACGAACUUUAUUCUCUUGUUGAGAAAGAAUGGAAAAAAAUUAAUGAAGAAAAUACGAAGCAUGCAGAGGCAAAAAAAUAA